AUGUGGUCAUUGCCGGCCAGUGAGGGCGAGAGCGCCACGGCCCACUUCUUCCUUGGAGCUGGAGAUGAGGGUCUGGGCACCUGUGGAAUAGGCAUGAGGACAGAAGAAAGUGACAGCGAGCUCCUUGAGGAUGAGGAGGAUGAAGUGCCUCCUGAACCACAGAUCAUUGUUGGCAUCUGUGCCAUGACCAAGAAAUCUAAGUCCAAGCCAAUGACUCAAAUCCUAGAACGACUCUGCCGAUUUGACUACCUGACUGUUAUCAUUCUGGGAGAAGAUGUGAUUCUCAAUGAACCUGUGGAAAACUGGCCAUCUUGCCACUGCCUCAUCUCUUUCCACUCCAAAGGCUUUCCUCUGGACAAGGCUGUUGCUUACUCUAAGCUUCGGAAUCCCUUUCUUAUCAAUGACUUGGCCAUGCAGUAUUACAUCCAAGAUAGGAGGGAGGUGUACCGGAUUCUGCAGGAGGAGGGUAUUGAUCUGCCUCGAUAUGCUGUGCUCAACCGUGACCCUGCCCGGCCGGAGGAAUGCAACCUGAUAGAAGGUGAAGACCAGGUAGAGGUAAAUGGAGCUGUCUUUCCCAAGCCCUUUGUGGAGAAGCCAGUGAGUGCAGAGGACCACAAUGUUUACAUCUACUACCCCAGUUCAGCUGGAGGAGGAAGUCAGCGCCUCUUCCGUAAGAUUGGCAGCCGAAGCAGCGUUUACUCUCCUGAGAGCAGUGUCCGAAAAACAGGGUCAUAUAUCUAUGAAGAGUUUAUGCCGACAGAUGGCACAGAUGUCAAGGUGUAUACAGUGGGGCCAGAUUAUGCCCAUGCUGAAGCCAGAAAAUCUCCAGCUUUGGACGGGAAGGUUGAACGAGACAGUGAAGGGAAAGAGAUUCGGUAUCCAGUCAUGCUGACUGCCAUGGAAAAGCUGGUGGCCAGGAAAGUCUGUGUAGCUUUUAAGCAAACAGUUUGUGGAUUUGACCUUCUUCGUGCCAAUGGCCAUUCCUUUGUGUGUGAUGUCAAUGGCUUCAGUUUUGUCAAGAACUCAAUGAAAUACUAUGAUGACUGUGCCAAGAUUCUGGGGAACACAAUAAUGCGGGAGCUUGCCCCACAGUUCCAGAUCCCAUGGUCCAUCCCAACAGAGGCUGAGGACAUUCCCAUUGUUCCUACCACAUCUGGCACCAUGAUGGAACUUCGUUGUGUCAUUGCAAUUAUCCGUCAUGGGGAUCGUACUCCCAAACAGAAGAUGAAGAUGGAAGUGACACACCCAAGGUUUUUCACUCUAUUUGAAAAACAUGGUGGCUACAAGACAGGGAAAUUGAAAUUAAAGCGACCUGAGCAGUUACAGGAGGUGCUGGACAUUACAAGGCUGCUGUUGGCUGAGCUGGAGAAAGAGCCAGGUGGUGAGAUCGAGGAGAAGACUGGGAAACUAGAGCAGCUGAAGUCUGUGCUAGAGAUGUAUGGUCAUUUCUCAGGCAUCAACCGGAAAGUGCAGUUAACUUACUACCCUCAUGGAGCAAAAGGUUCUAAUGAAGGGCAAGAUCCACAGAGGGAAGGUCUAGCCCCAUCUCUACUGCUGGUACUAAAGUGGGGUGGAGAAUUGACUCCUGCUGGUCGUGUUCAGGCUGAGGAGCUGGGCCGAGCUUUCCGCUGCAUGUACCCUGGAGGACAGGGUGACUAUGCUGGCUUCCCCGGUUGUGGUCUACUUCGUCUCCAUAGUACUUUCCGCCAUGACCUCAAAAUCUAUGCCUCUGAUGAGGGCCGUGUCCAGAUGACUGCUGCUGCCUUUGCUAAGGGCCUUCUGGCUCUAGAAGGGGAGCUGACACCCAUUUUGGUACAAAUGGUAAAAAGUGCCAACAUGAAUGGGCUCCUGGACAGUGAUGGUGAAUCCCUGAGCAGCUGCCAGCACCGAGUGAAGGCUCGACUACACCAUAUUUUGCAGCAGGAUGCACCUUUUGGCCCUGAAGACUAUGAUCAGCUGGCUCCCACUGGAAGCACUUCUCUGCUCAAUUCCAUGGCUAUCAUCCAGAAUCCUGUGAAGAUCUGUGAUCAGGUAUUUGCCCUGAUUGAAAACCUCACCCACCAGAUCCGGGAACGGAUGCAGGACCCCAGGUCUGUAGACCUGCAACUUUACCACAGCGAGACACUAGAACUAAUGCUACAGCGUUGGAGCAAACUGGAGCGUGACUUUCGACAGAAAAAUGGGCGUUAUGACAUUAGUAAGAUCCCUGAUAUCUAUGACUGUGUCAAAUAUGAUGUGCAACACAAUGGGAGUCUGGGACUUCAAGGCACAGCAGAGUUACUACGUCUCUCUAAGGCACUGGCCGAUGUGGUCAUUCCCCAGGAGUAUGGGAUCAGUCAAGAGGAGAAGCUGGAAAUUGCUGUCGGUUUCUGUCUUCCUUUGUUGCGGAAGAUACUACUUGACCUGCAGAGAACCCACGAGGAUGAGUCUGUCAACAAGCUGCAUCCCCUCGAGAGCCAUGUCCACUCCCUGCUAAGUGUCUUCCGUUAUGGAGGACUUCUUGAUGAGACCCAGGAUGCACAAUGGCAGCGUGCUUUGGCUUACCUUAGUGCCAUCUCAGAGCUCAAUUACAUGACUCAAAUUGUCAUCAUGCUUUACGAGGACAACACACGGAAUCCCUUAUCAGAGGAACGGUUCCACGUGGAGCUACACUUCAGCCCUGGAGUGAAAGGUGUUGAAGAAGAAGGAAGUGCCCCAACUGGCUGUGGAUUCCGUCCAGCCUCUUCUGAGAAUGAAGAGAUGAGCAGAGACCAAGGCAGCAUGGAGAACUUGUGCCCUGGGAAGGCAUCAGAUGAGCCAGACCGGGCAUUGCAGACUUCACCCCAGCCCUUUGAAGGCCCUGGCCUCCCAAGGAGAUCACCUCUUAUUCGUAACCGAAAAGCUGGCUCCAUGGAGGUGCUUUCUGAGACUUCAUCCUCAAGACCUGGUGGCUACCGGCUCUUUUCCUCUUCAAGGCCACCGACAGAGAUGAAGCAGAGUGGUCUAGGCUCACAGUGCACAGGGCUGUUCAGCACCACAGUGCUGGGUGGUUCCUCCAGUGCCCCGAAUCUACAGGACUACGCCUGCAGCCAUGGCAAAAAGCUACCACCUGCCAGUCUGAAGCACCGAGAUGAGCUCUUGUUUGUCCCGGCCGUAAAACGAUUUUCUGUGUCGUUUGCAAAGCAUCCGACUAACGGAUUUGAAGGAUGCUCCAUGGUGCCUACCAUCUACCCCCUGGAAACACUGCAUAAUGCCCUUUCCCUGCGUCAAGUGAGUGAAUUCUUGAGUAGAGUCUGCCAGCGCCACACUGAUGCCCAGGCCCAGGCAUCUGCAGCCCUUUUUGACUCUAUGCACAGCAACCAGCCCUCAAAUAGCCUGUUUUCCCCACCCCGUACUCUUCAUUCACCUCCCCUGCAACUCCGACAGCGCUCUGAGAAGCCCCCUUGGUACAGCAGUGGCCCUUCUAGCACUGUGUCCAGUGCUGGUCCUUCUUCCCCCACUGCAGUGGAUGGUAACACCCAUUUUGGCUUCAGUGAUCAAUCUUCCCUAAGUUCACACGUGACUGAAGAACAUCAAGGCCUUGGGCAGCCCCAGGAAACUCCUGGGAACGGAGCACAAGAGCCUGUAGAAGGGGAGAAAGAAACUUUUGAACCAAAUCAGUCCCCACAGGAGCCACCUAUGGAGACCAGCCAGCCAUGCCAGGAUGUCCCUGAGGAGGGCAGCCAGCCAUGCCAGGAGGUCCCUGAUAUUAGCCAGCUAUGCUGGGAAAGCCCUCAGAAGGUCAGCCAGUCAUGCCAGGAGAACCAUGACAAUGUUAACAAGAUAUACCAGGAGGUCUCUGAGAUUACCCUGCCAUGCCAGAAGGCCAACCAAGUCUCUGAGGAAGUCUCUCAGCUUUGCCAAAAGAACCCUAAGGAGGUCAGCCAACCAUGCCAGGGAAACCCUGUGGAGGUUGGUGGCCUGGUCCAGAAAAUUUUUAUGGAAGUUCACAGGCCAGCCCAAGAGGUUCCUGAGGAGGUCAUCCAGCCAUGCCAGGAGUUCUCUGUGGAGGCUGGCAGACUGGACCACGAGUCUCUUGCAAUCAAUCUGUUGCCUCAGGACAUCCCUGAGGUUGAUAAACCAUCCCAAGAGUUCCCUGGGGAGAUUGCUCUGCAGGCCCAGGAGGCCCCUAAGGAUGUUAAUCAGCAGUCUUGGGUGGUCAUCUGA
This is a messenger RNA of Orycteropus afer afer, 4185 nucleotides long. The record is from RefSeq and is a predicted model, not a curated record. Lineage: Eukaryota; Metazoa; Chordata; Mammalia; Tubulidentata; Orycteropodidae.